CAAAGUCCAACCAAAAUAAUAUUUUGAAGGGGAAUUAUCCAGUUUUUGAAUUUCUAGGGGGGGAAAUAUGAAAAUGAGAAAUUUGUAGGGGUUGAAGUGCAAUUUGUCCUAAAAAGAGAGAAGAAUAAAGAGAUUGAGAAGAGGAUUCAAAUCAAACACUCGAAAUGAAUUAUGCGAGUAACCAAACACCACCUCUUUCUUUCAUUUCCCCGCCAUCUCAUUCCAAGGCUUCACUUCUCAACCUCCGCAGAAUCGCCGCCGCCGCCGCCGCCGCUGCUCACCAAGAAAGCAUGCAUCGACCUGUUGAAGAGCUGCAAAUCGGUACAUUCUCUCAAGCAAAUCCAAGCCCACCUCUUCACCCAUGGGCUCCACCAAAACAUCGACGUUCUGCACAAGCUCAUGGUCUUCGCUGCAGGCGCAAACUUAGCCCACGCCGAGAAAAUAUUCGCUCGGAUUGAUCGCCCGACUUUGUUCAUCUACAAUGUGAUGAUCAAGGCUCAUGCGAUUUCCGUUUCCGGUAAUUGCAGCAGAGCCCUCUCCCUGUUUGAUGAAAUGCGCGUGAGGGGUUUGUGCCCCGAUAAUUACACGUACCCUUUUGUGUUUAAGGCCGUCAGCCGGUUGAGGGUGGUUCUUGAAGGGGAAAAGAUUCACGGGUUUGCGUUGAAAAGUGGGGUUUUGUGUGAUUGUUAUGUUUGCAAUUCGGUUCUUGAUAUGUAUGGGGCGUUGGGCUGUGUGGAGAGCUUGUCUAAAGUGUUCGACGAAAUGCCCGAAAGAGAAUCGAUUUCGUGGACCCUCCUGAUUUCCGGGUUUUUGAAGAGUAAGAGGUUUGAAGAUGCUAUUGGUGUUUAUCGGAGGAUGAGACGAGAGGCAAAUGUGCAACCCGAUGAGGCUACAGUUGUCAGCACUUUAUCGGCUUGUACAGCGUUAAAGAGUUUGGAUCUCGGCCGUGAAAUUCACGAGUACGUGAAUAUGCAGUUGGGGUUUACAGUGAUCAUCGGAAAUGCUCUGCUGGAUAUGUAUGCCAAGUGUGGGUGCUUAGAUAUUGCUAGGGGAAUAUUCGAUGCUAUGCAAGAAAAGAACGUUAUUUGUUGGACUAGUAUGGUAUCGGCGUACGUUCGAUCCGGUCUUUUGGAUGAGGCUAGGGCAUUGUUUGAGAGAAGUCCCGCGAGAGAUCUUGUUCUAUGGACAACCAUGAUUAAUGGAUACGUACAGUUCAACAAAGUUGACGAGGCGUUGACCUUGUUUAGGUACAUGCAAAUGGAUGGAGUUAAGCCAGACAAGUAUACUCUCGUUUCCUUACUCACUGGAUGCGCCCAAUUGGGAGCACUCGAGCAAGGCGAAUGGAUCCACUCUUACUUGGAGGAAAACGGAAUACCCGUCGAUGCUGUGGUCGGUACUGCACUUAUAGAGAUGUACGCAAAAUGUGGUUGCGUAGAUAAAUCAUUGCGUAUUUUUAACCAAUUGAAGUAUAAAGAUACAGCAUCAUGGACUUCAAUAAUAUGCGGCUCUCGCUAUGAACGGAAAUACAUCCACGGCUCUGCAAUUGUUUCCGAAAUGACACGAGCCGGGAUAAAACCAGACGAUAUCACCUUUAUCGGCGUUUUAAGUGCUUGUAGUCACGGAGGGCUAGUAGAGGAAGGGCGUAGGCAUUUCAAUUCCAUGGCUGAGUUUUAUCGAAUCGAGCCGAAGCUGGAGCAUUAUGGUUGUCUGAUAGACCUUCUUGGUCGAGCCGGACUUUUGGAUGAAGCCGAGGAUGUAAUAAAUAAGGUUACGGAUAAGGAUAACGAGAUUAUUGUCCCACUUUACGGUGCUUUGCUGAGUGCAUGCAGGAACUAUGAAAAUAUCGGUAUGGGUGAGCGUAUUGCGAAACGGCUUUUGGAGAUCGAGGCAAGCGAUUCGAGCGGUCGUACGCUUUUGGCUAAUAUUUAUGCAGCUGCGAACAGAUGGGAAGAUGUAAGAAAAGUUAGAAGGAAAAUGACUAUGUUCGGGACUAAGAAGUCGCCUGGGUGCAGUUUGCUUGAAAUUGAUAAUGUCGGCUAAUUCGUGGUCCGGAUAUCAACUCUGGUUGCAAGUAAGCGUUUAGUUUUAAUUAUGUUAGAGAGCAUUCGGUCUCGUUUGUUAGAUUACCUGUGUUGAAUGAAGUGACUAUUGGAAUUUCUUGUGUUCGGUU
Molecule: messenger RNA, 2170 nt
Organism: Erythranthe guttata (spotted monkey flower)
Lineage: Eukaryota; Viridiplantae; Streptophyta; Magnoliopsida; Lamiales; Phrymaceae
Product: Pentatricopeptide repeat (PPR-like) superfamily protein
Biological process (GO): RNA modification
Molecular function (GO): RNA binding; protein binding
Source: RefSeq, a predicted model, not a curated record